AUGCACAUUUCAACAUUAUUAUCAAUUUUGACAUUGUCAACUACAAUCUUGGCUGCUCCCUUGGACAAAAGAGCAUCUCCCAAAUACCAUACAUUAGACUUUGAUGUUGUGGAUAUGACCCCUUCGUCCAAAAGAGAAGAGACUGAGACCAUCUACCGCCGCACAUUGUACUAUUUCGCUCGAGUUUCAAUUGGAUCCACCAAACAACAAAUUGGAGUCGCUGUUGAUACUGGUAGUGCUGAUUUAUGGUUCCCAUCCAAUGAUGCUACUUGUACUGGCGGCAGUGAUUGUAAAUCUUUGGGAAGUUUCACUCCAUCAAUAUCCAACACAUUUCGCAAUUUAACCACGUCGGUGAAUAGCAAUUACGGUGAUGGGAAUGGAGCUACUGGAUAUUGGAGUAAAGACGAUUACUGGUUUUCCGAUGGCACCAAAAUCGAGCAGAUCCAGUUUGGGUUGAUGAAUGCUGUCGCUAGAGAUACGGGGGUUUUGGGAUUGGGCUCACCUGAUUUGGAAGCCACUGAUGACAAAUACCCCAAUUUCCCGGCUGUGUUGAAAAACGCUGGAAUCAUUGAUAAGACAGCUUAUUCAUUAUACUUGAAUCUGGCUACCGCAUCCAGUGGAAGUGUCGUUUUUGGUGCUAUUGACAAAGCCAAAUACUCUGGCGAUUUAGCAGUACUCGAUUUUGCUGACUAUACAUGGACAGCAGUCAAACUUGACUCAGUCACAGCCCCAAAUGGAUCAACUGUCAAUCUCAAUAUCCCAGUUGCAUUAGAUAGUGGUACUACUUACAUUCAGUUGGAAACAUCAGUUGCUAAACAAAUUUAUCAGGCUCUCGGGUUAAGUGAAUCAGGAACCGCAUCAUGUGAUCAACUUUCAUUGGAUUCCAAUCAAUUGACAUUUAAUUUUGAUGGUGUUUCAAUAACCAUUCCUUACCAAACCUUAUUUUACCAAUUCUCGGGAGGAUCUUUAUGUCAAGCAAGAAUUUAUGGUUCGAGUGAUGGAAAUAACUUUUUUGGUGAUUUAUUCUUACAAAAUGCUUAUGUGGCAUUCAAUCUUGAUUCUAAAAAGGUUGGAUUAGCUAAAGCUAAUUACAAUGAUGCCACAGACUUGGCUGAUUUCUGGUUUUAA
This is a messenger RNA of Lodderomyces margitis, 1128 nucleotides long. Its product is annotated as pepsin-like aspartic protease. Lineage: Eukaryota; Fungi; Ascomycota; Pichiomycetes; Serinales; Debaryomycetaceae. The record is from RefSeq and is a predicted model, not a curated record. Gene Ontology annotation, molecular function: aspartic-type endopeptidase activity. Bases 1 to 1128 code for a protein of 375 amino acids. The transcript has a single exon. Gene Ontology annotation, biological process: proteolysis.